UUGUUCUACUCCUCCCUUUCUUCAAUUCUUCUCUUCCUUCACAAUUCUUCACUUUCCAAGUUUCCAUUGAUACAAAAGUUCCAGCUUUUCUCCAGAAGAGUUCCUCGAACCAAGCGAAUUAAGGUUCAGAAGAAGUUUGAGGAAUUAAGGGGAGAGAAAGAGAGAAAAAAGAUGGAUAAGUACGAGCUUGUGAGAGAUAUUGGGUCUGGGAAUUUUGGUGUGGCGAGGCUUAUGAGGAACAAGGAAUCCAAAGAGCUUGUCGCCAUGAAAUACAUCGAGCGUGGACACAAGAUCGACGAGAAUGUGGCGAGAGAGAUCAUAAACCACAGAUCGCUUCGACACCCCAACAUAAUUCGAUUCAAGGAGGUUGUCUUGACACCGACCCAUCUCGCCAUCGUCAUGGAAUAUGCCGCAGGGGGAGAGCUCUUCGAGCGAAUCUGCACCGCUGGAAGAUUCAGUGAGGACGAGGCCAGAUAUUUCUUUCAGCAGCUUAUCUCAGGUGUCAGUUUCUGUCAUUCGAUGCAAAUCUGCCAUCGAGACUUGAAGCUCGAGAACACUCUAUUGGAUGGAAGCCCAGCUCCUCGCCUGAAAAUAUGUGAUUUCGGUUACUCCAAGUCGUCUCUGUUGCAUUCAAGACCCAAAUCGACUGUCGGAACUCCGGCAUAUAUCGCUCCGGAGGUUCUUUCCCGGCGAGAGUACGACGGAAAGAUGGCAGAUGUCUGGUCAUGUGGAGUCACUCUUUAUGUUAUGUUGGUUGGAGCUUAUCCUUUUGAAGACCAAGAAGACCCCAAAAACUUCAGGAAAACUAUCGGACGGAUAAUGGCUGUUCAAUACAAAAUCCCGGACUAUGUUCACAUAUCUCAAGAUUGCAAGCAUCUCCUUUCUCGCAUAUUUGUUGCAAACUCAUCCAAGCGGAUUACCAUUAAGGAAAUCAAGAGCCAUCCAUGGUUCUUAAAGAACUUGCCAAGGGAGCUAACAGAAACUGCUCAAGCCAUCUAUUAUCAAAGAGACAACCCAAACAACCCAAGCUAUUCCCUUCAAACCGUAGAGGAAGUAAUGAAAAUUGUGGGAGAAGCAAGAACACCACCUCCAGUCUCUAGGUCUAUUGGGGGCUUCGGCUGGGGUGGUGAGGAAGAUGAAGAGGAUGGCAGGGUAGAAGAGGAAGAAGUAGAAGAGGAGGAAGAUGAAGAUGAGUAUGACAAAAGAGUUAAGCAGGUACAUGCUAGUGGAGAAUUUCCAAUCAGUUAAAAAGGACUAUGCUUUUUACUUUGUUAUCAGCAAAAUAUUAAUUUGAUUUUGGGAUUUCCAUAGAAGAUUAGAAGGUUUCUCAUGUGUGUAAAAAGUUAUAUACUACUGCUUCAAACUUGAGAGUUUUAAAUGAUUGUAAACGUCAAAUAUUGUCCUAUUAAGAGGUCUAUGUAUUUAACUUCAAAAGUUUGGUGCAGAGCAUAUAAUCAAGUAAUUUAGUAUCUCA
Telopea speciosissima is the source of this 1474-nucleotide messenger RNA. Its product is annotated as serine/threonine-protein kinase SRK2A. Lineage: Eukaryota; Viridiplantae; Streptophyta; Magnoliopsida; Proteales; Proteaceae. The record is from RefSeq and is a predicted model, not a curated record. Gene Ontology annotation, biological process: protein phosphorylation; intracellular signal transduction. Bases 172 to 1248 code for a protein of 358 amino acids. Gene Ontology annotation, molecular function: ATP binding; protein serine/threonine kinase activity. The transcript has 10 exons. Gene Ontology annotation, cellular component: nucleus.